Messenger RNA from Hirundo rustica (Barn swallow), 5329 nucleotides. It is a transcript of the gene PXMP4, whose product is annotated as peroxisomal membrane protein 4. Lineage: Eukaryota; Metazoa; Chordata; Aves; Passeriformes; Hirundinidae. Bases 25 to 666 code for a protein of 213 amino acids. Gene Ontology annotation, cellular component: peroxisomal membrane. The transcript has 4 exons. The record is from RefSeq and is a predicted model, not a curated record.
CGGGGUGCCGUGGCCGGCGCGGCCAUGGCGGGCGAUGGGAAUGCGUUUCACGCUCUGCUCCGCGCCGCUAACGCGCUCCUGCGGCAGCGCCGCUACCACGCCGCGCUCGCUGUCAUCAAGGGCUUCCGUAACGGCGCCGUUUAUGGAGCCAAAAUCCGUGCCCCGCAUGCCCUGGUGAUGACUUUCCUGUUCAAGAGUGGAAGUUUAAGGGAGAAGCUGAAAUCCAUUGCCCAGGCCACGUACGCUCAUUCCCGGAACCUGGCCUAUUUUGUGUUCACCUACAAGGGGCUCCUGGCAGCGCAGUCCCGGCUGCAGGGGAAAAAAAUCCCAUUUCAUUCUUUCCUUGCAGCCUGCAUUGGGGGCUGGCUGGUGUUUGGUGACAACAAUCCCAUCAACAGCCAGAUCAUCAUGUACCUGCUGUCCCGGAUCCUGUUCGGAUUGUCUCGGCUGGCCGUGGAGAAGGGCUACAUCCCACAGCCCAAGCAGGAUCCCUUCCCUCUCGUGGCUGCCCUGGUGUGGGGGACAGUGCUGUGGCUCUUUGAAUACCACAGGGAGACUCUGCAGCCCUCCCUGCAGUCCUCCAUGACCUACCUGUACGAGGACAGCGAGGUGUGGCACGACCUGUCUGACUUCCUCGUUUACAACAAAAGGACAGACAGCAAGUAGGUGCUUCACUCUAAAACACCUCAGAAUGGGAUGGGACCGCCCAGCAGCUGAGGGAAAAGGUUAUUCUGUUGCUCUUGACCUGUGAUUUUUUUAAAAUGACCGUCUGUCAAGCAGAGUUGGUUCCUGUCUCCAGGCCAGAAUGUUCUGAUCAGUCUUUUGGCUCCUUUUAGAGCAAGCACACGCCCCACAGAAACUUGUUGCAAUCUUUUUUAAGAGGCCUUAUUUUCCCUGCAAGUGUGGCGUUGGGGUUUGUUCUUUAAAAACAAAAUGUAUUUGUAAAAUGACAGCCUGACACUCGGUGGAGAGUAUGGAAACGUGUUCUAGGGCUCAUGUGAGUGUUUACAAGUGGUUUUUCCUGUGCUGCUGUGCUCACCGUGGUGUGAUCAAGGGUGAAGGGAGUGAGGGACCUGCUGAGCUCUGGGAGCAGGGCCAUCACUGCUUCAUUGCUGUGGAUGGCUGGAAACCCUGUUUAAGCUAUUACAAGGACAGCUGUGUUCUCCUUGAGAGAGUUCCUCUGCAGUUUUCCCUCAGGGAGACAAUAAAAUGUGUGAGAGUAGAACUGUUAGGAUUGUCUUGUACAAGCCUAGUAAAUGAGGCUUGGAAAGAUUAUUUUUUGCUUGGUUUCUUUCCUGCACUUGGGCUGAAACUGUGCCUCUGCAAAAUGCACUAAUGAAUACCCUGUAAUUAUUUUAAACUUGUUUGUAAAGCUUUUAAAAGCUGCUUGAACUAAAUACCAAAAACAGUUACACAACUUGGGCUCCUCUAAACCAGGCCUCAGAUGUCACGCUGGGGCCUUUGUGUGUCCAAGGGUGUCCAACAUUUACCAAGCACUUUUAUUUUGGUGGAGCAUGGCAAAGGUUUCUCUGAGGUCCGGAAUCUGCCCUCCACAGCAGUGCCACGUGUUGGCUGUCAUCAGAUCUGAAUCUGAUUUUGUACCUGUAGCUUGUGCAGGCUCAUUGCUGAGCCAGGCUGAGGCAAUGAAUUAAUUUAUUAAUUAUCUCCCUCUCAAAAACACUGCUGAGCCCCAGGAUAGGGCAGCACGCCCUGGGCUGUGGCAGAAGAUUGACUAGGUAGCUGAGAAAGCACAAAAACUGCUUUAAUUAAUCAAUUAAUAAAGUCAAACUCCUAACAGUGCAAGGCACUCACCUGCACAGUUCACUCAAUGAUGUGCACUGAAAUAAUCCCUGCCACGCUGUUUGAUGUGGUGAUGUUCCCAAGAGAAUCACUGAGUUCCCUUUUGGCUCAGUUGGGACUAUUUGGUUCACUUCCCCUGCAUCCACCUGCUUUUCCCUGACCUGCCCAUGCCAUUUCAUAAUCCUGCUGAUACUCUCUUCAGCAUCUGUUGAACUCUUCACCCUCCAGGCUCUGGCAGUUUCUGCUAUUCAAUGGUACAGCUGAAACAGUGCAUUUAACUUCAGGGAGCUUCUGAGUAGAAAAAAAUUCUCAAUUUCUUUUCAAGUAAUUUUUCCUUGUCCUCCUAAAUGCCUUAAUUGCUGUUGCUCAUGUUCAGAGUGCUGCUUUGCUCUUUAUUUUGGCACUUUCCUUUGUCCAUGCAAAUCCAUGAUUUACAUGGUGCCCAAAAACCAAGAUACUUCUUUGUCAUAAUAACUCUCUACUGUCCCUUUAACUUCUAAUUUCAUUGCUAACUUCUAAUUAACUGCUGUUACAGUCUGGAGUGAAUAAUUGAAUUGGAACAUCCAUCAGACCCCACGAAAGCUGUAAAAUUAGGAAUUUGGUUUGUUUUUUUUGGUUAAAUAUUUUUCUCUGUAUAGAGAAGCAUAAAGAUUCAAUACAGAAAAACUACUGAAGCUACAGGUGAGGUCUGAUUCCUUUAUAAACAUCUUUAUUUCCACCACUGCUGGAUAUUGGAAGCAUCACAGUUUUUCUGUCAGAAUCCUCAAUAUUGUUCCAAAUAAGAGCAUUGGUAUUCUGCUAAAAUUGCUGAAUUCCUGCAGGCUUCGAUGGGAUUUCAGAAAGCUGACAGCUGUGCCUUGGGAACUGCUCCCUAAAACUACUAACCUCACAAAUGCUUGACCAUGUGUAAUUAUUGCAGCAAAAGAAGCUGUGAGCUGGGUGUCUCUGAGGAGGUUUUGAUCUGUUCAAUUUGUAGCUGGCAUUUCUCUCUCUGAGAAAGGCUUGUGGUUCCCUCAGAGGUGGAAUGAUUUUCCUCUGCUGUGGCUGCUGGUGAGGCACUCCAGUGUCCGUGAGAAGGACAAGUGCCUCUCCUGACCUUCUCACACUGCGCUCUGUCCUCUCUAGAAAAUAAAUCCCAGCCAAACCCCAGUGUCUGGAAUCAGCCUGGCAGCAGCGCCCAUGACUUCUCCUUAGUUUCAAACGCCCUUUUCCUCUUGGGAACCUCUCAGUUUCUAUGGAAGCCGUGCCUGAGCCUCCAGGCAUCUGCAGUGGAGCUCCUGGGGGCAGCUGCCAUGCCUGGCAGCCCAGCUCCUGGCGGGAGCGCAGCCCCUGGGGCUCUGCUGACGGUUGGUUUUCCCGCUGUGCCGGGGCAGCACGUUAAGCUGCAAGUCACUGCUUUCCCCAGGGAAGUAAUUGGGGCAGCUCCUUCAUGACAUCAGCCCCCAUGGCUGGUCCUGGGACCAGAUAGCUGGGGAUGAGCCCCUUCUGCUGCCAAGGUGUUGGAACAAUGCAGGCGUGUAGUAGGGAAGUGAACUAGAAGUAAUUCGUCUGAGUCAGACUUUUGGGAUAUGGAAGGGACACUCCCUGCCCUCCCCCAGGGCAUUGUGUGGGGAAUGGAGUGCCCUGUUUGGGUUCCCUUUUUAUUAGCAUUUAAAGCAACAGAAAUAAAGAGACAGUUGGGGAGCCACCUGCCCAUGGCCAAGUGCUUAAGGAUCACAAAGAAGGGGCAUUUUCUCUCCCCAGCCCUGACUGGUUUUGAAUUUUAAGAUGAGCACAGGGUUGUUUGUCUAGAGCAACUUUAUUUUCCCUUGUUAUUUUGUCCUUGACACCUGAGUGAUGCUGAGUGUCUGAGAGGGGCAGAGUGUCUCAAUCUUGGCUCAGUUGGUCUAAAGCGAGGAUCACUGGAUAAAAUGGAAGUGUUGAAAAUGAUGUUUCUCCCUCAGAUUUUAAGCCUCUCUUAGAGGUGGCUUUAAAGGUUAAUGAAUCGAACUGAUCAAAAGUUUUCAGCAAUCCUGAGCUUUUCAAGCAGACUGACUAUCCUGGGCUAUUAAUCAUUUAUUUUAUGAAGGAACAAAGCAGGCUCAGGGUUAUUUACUGCCGCUGCCUGCUGCCCUGGCAUACCCACUGUGCUUCCCUUCCCUUUGGAGGACAGCUUGUGUGCUGGGGCUGGCUCUGGGGAUGGCUGGAGAACCCUUUCCGGGACAAUUGCAUUAUUUAACAAAGGUGAAAAUUAGACAGCUGCCUGACAUUUGGGUUAGGGAAGGAUUUCUGGGCUGUGUUUGAUGCUGGCAGUGUAGGAGAGGAUAUUUCUGAAAGCAAAACCCGUGUUUGGCCAUUCAGUGCUGCAGGGAAGGGCUCGAGGAGGCUGGGGCUGCUGGAAGGUGUGAGCCUGUGUCUGAGUGGGACAGUGGGAUUUGUCCUGGCCACCAUCCCUGUGUCUGUGCAAUAACCAGAGAACUGGCCCUGUUCAGGGCAUUUAUCAUAGAAUUGUGGGAUGGAUCAGGUUGGAUGGGACCUUAAAAACCAUCCCACCCCCUGCCAAGGGCAGGGACACCUUCCACUAUUCCAGGAGGCUCCAAGCCCUGUCCAGCCUGGCCUUGGACACUUCCAGGGAUGGUGCAGCCACAGCUUCUCUGGGCACCCUGUGCUAGGAUGGAGAGGGUGCAGAGGAGCUUUGAUAUUGGUGCUGUGAGACUUUCCUGUCCUGCUAGAGUAGGUCAAGCUCUGCUUUACACCGAGCUGGGUGUGGGUGGAAGGGCAGAGAGGAUCCCUGGCUGCUGAAAGAGACCCAGAGCAGGGCCUCCCUGUGCAGAGUGAGCUCUGCAGCCAGCUGGGAGCUGCCAUGGAGCAAGCAGAACCCUGAGCAGAUCCCUCAGCCAGGAGGAACUGCUGGGACUCCAGCUCGUUUUCCCUGCGUCAGCACAAAGGUGACCUUUGGAUAAUACCCCGAGCUGUGAGCUGCUCCCUGUGUCAGGUUGUGUUUGUGUCCCUGGCUCGUGCCAGCCUGAAGCAGAAUGUGUUUUCUGAUGCUGCCUUUGAAACCCAACAGAUAAGGCAGGAGGGAAAAUAAGGCGUCAUGUCUGUCUGCCACUGUUAAUAUUUUUGGGGUGUUAACCUUGAGUUUGCAACCGGUGUGUUCCUACCAGAUUGGUGGAGGGAGGUAACUUUUUUCAUGUCUCUGGUGAUGAGGAGGGAGAAAAACAAACUAAAAGCUCUAUAAUACAGGUAUUAUUACCUCUGCUUUUGAUAUCUAUUUUGUAUUCAUAAUUACUGUGUAAUCCAGGCCCUGAUUUUCUAGCAGCAUAGAAUAAAGUAAAGAACAUAAACUCAGGUAACUUAUGUGACACUGAUCAGAAUGCUUGUGGAAAUAUCUUGGGCUUUGGGGUUUAAAACCAGAAAAAGGGGGCAGUGGGUUGUUGAUGUGGCUCUGUCCACAAUGAAUUGCCUUCUCGCAGUUGUUAUUUCUGUAUAAUCACUCUUUGGAUAUUACAAUACUGUGCUUUCUCUAAAAAUAAAAAUCCUAAUUUUU